ACCUAUAUCUAAGCCUUCGUCAGCGGAGGGUUCAGUGCUAUCCGCAACCUUGUGCAAGAAAAAAUAUUUCGUUUCUAGUGUUAAUGUGGCGAGAAACGAAGCCGGAUUGCGUUGCAAGGCGAUGGACAUGUCGCUCUUGGCUGUCACUUCCCUCGAGGAACUGAGCUGUCUUGCCAGUUUGAAGGAAGUUGUUGGUUCGUUCUGGACGGGUGGCUCGAAUGUCGACGAGAAAUGCGAAUCCGGAAAAAAGUAUGAGUGGUGCUCGACUGGCCACAUCAUGUCCUCGGCGUUGGUCUCUUUGUCCAACUUCUGGAUGCCAUCGGACGUCCCUCCUUCCAGUCUAGAAAGCUGUCUGGCUGUUUUAGUUUCGUCCCCUGAGAAGAAGGGGAUGGUGCAUAGGAAUUGCGACGAUCUUCUGCCCUACAUCUGCCAGUUCGCAGUAGACUGUCCUAAGACGUGCACCAAAAACACCUCUUUAUUUGACACGGCUGGCAACUUGAUGAACAAAAUAUCGUAUGGAAUUUGGACUGAUAUUGGAAAAUACACGUACCUCCUGGGAAACAAACCAGUAAAUUCAUUUAAUAAGUUGUAA
Cloeon dipterum is the source of this 592-nucleotide messenger RNA. RefSeq lists its product as uncharacterized. The transcript is spliced from 6 exons. The record is from RefSeq and is a predicted model, not a curated record. Lineage: Eukaryota; Metazoa; Arthropoda; Insecta; Ephemeroptera; Baetidae. Bases 122 to 592 code for a protein of 156 amino acids.